Messenger RNA from Lytechinus variegatus (green sea urchin), 2474 nucleotides. RefSeq names its product 5-hydroxytryptamine receptor 1D-like. NCBI's taxonomy places the organism in Eukaryota, Metazoa, Echinodermata, Echinoidea, Temnopleuroida, Toxopneustidae. Gene Ontology annotation, molecular function: G protein-coupled receptor activity. Gene Ontology annotation, cellular component: membrane. Gene Ontology annotation, biological process: G protein-coupled receptor signaling pathway. The transcript has a single exon. The record is from RefSeq and is a predicted model, not a curated record. The coding region runs from base 474 to 1895 and encodes 473 amino acids.
CGUAUGCGCUCUGAUGACAGAGAGAGAGAGGGAAAUAAGAACGUUUGUGCAGCAACCAAUAAUAGUCUACCAGUCUCCAAGAGUUUGAUUUCACUUCUCAUUCCAAAACCAACACGAGAUACAACAGUUUGUUAAACCCAAGUAUUUCAACGAGAUUCCAUUCUCAUUUCCUCGGUUACCAGUGAAGUCAACAACAUUCGCAAAUAUACCUGUAUCGUAUCCCUGGGGAAUUGGAUUGCUGGAAUCACUACAUGCCUUAGCAGGACUUUAUCAUCUUGAUAUUUUAUUGAAAGUGAUGAAAUAAUCAGGACAAAAAUUAUUAUUAAAAAUAAGUUUAAUAACUGUAAUCAAGUUCUUGUUUCUUGUGUUAUCACCAAUUAGCAAGUCUGGAAAUCUUAUUAGCUUGGUGAUGAGAAUACAACUUCUUCAAAGAACUUUAUAGGCAGCAUCAAAGUCAAUAGAUCGUCAUAAUUAUGGAGAACUCAACAGCCAACAUGUUAUCUUCGGUUGAUGAUUCGACAACAGAGAUACCAGCUCACAAGGAACUGGCUGGUCACACUCAGUUUAUCAUCAUUUCUGUAUGUUACAUCAUCAUCUGUGUCUUCGGCAUCGCUGGCAACUCGAUGGUCAUCGCCGCUGUCGCACUCUGUCGGAAACUCCAGACACCGACCAACGUGUUCGUGGUCAGUCUAGCCAUCACCGACCUGCUUUCUUGUUUGACCCUCCCAUUUCAGGUGGUCAUGUUUCUGAGCCGCGAUGACAGCACGCGUCUUCCCAACGGACUAUGUGCCUUCAUCGGAGCUAUCAGCAUCAUCUGUUUGGUUGGGAGCAUCUUAACACUAGCUCUGAUAGCAUUCAACCGAUGUUUUCUCAUCACACAACCAAGGAAGAGAUAUUCUUGGCUCUACACCACGAAGAAAUUAUUCGCAAUGACUGCCAUGGCUUGGUUGUACCCAACCUUCAUUCUCGUCUUGCCCCAAGCCCUAGGUGUCGGCCAGCUUGGUUACUCACCUUCCUAUCGAGCCUGUCUAUGGAAUGAAUCUCAUCAAUACGCAUUUGUGAACGAUAUCUUGGUUGCUAUCACUUUCUUAUUCACAUUCAUAAUCAUUCUCUUCUGCUACAUCAAAAUCUGGAUCUAUAUCCGGCACCACGUUCGUCGGCUGCGAACCCACACAUCUUCAAAAGUUCCCGCCAAUGAACCAAGCAACCUCGAUGACAUGAGCAGUACUCAGGAACACCACACGGAUACCAGUGCAGGUCCGAGUCAAGGACAUGGCCACACCCAUGGUAAUGGAGGUUGCAAGGUGGAAAAGAAGAAACGAAUUAAAGCAGUUAGCACACGUGAGAUUGAGAUAACCAAGAACCUCUUCUAUGUUGUUUGUGCAUUUUUUAUGUGUAUCAUCCCCUAUACCAUCACGCUAGUACUUCCAGUAGAUCCAAUCUUAGAUCUUCUUGUUCUUUACGCAAGUAUCCCACUUGUCUUCAAUGGCUGCGUAAACCCUAUAAUAUACGCAUACAAGCACCCUACUAUGAAAGUGGUGUUUAGAUAUAUCAUCAAGUGUCAAAUAGCUUCGAUCCCUAAACCUUCGAAAUGCCUCCGCCGUGCGCUGAGCCUACAUCAGAACUCUGAGGUGAGAGGGGAGGGGCAGAUCAAGACAAUUCAUCAAAGAGAUGGUCAUCCUUCGUUUUGUAGUUUGAAGAGGGAAUCGUUCAUGAGACAAAACUCGAACAACCCAUCUUCAAGAUCGCUUGGUAGCCUCAAUAAGCACGAUGUAUCACCAAACAGACAAAAUUCAGCCAAUGCCUCCACGAGAUCAAUUGGUAGCCUCAGUAAGCACGAUAAAUCACAGAGCAGACACAACUCAGUUGGUAGUUACAAAGGAAUCAAUCGCUAACACAUCCACUCCUCCAUGGAAUCGAGACUUUUUAACUUAUUGAUAAAUAUUUGAAAUUAGCAUUCUAUGAUGUAACCACAUGAUGAUACAGACUGAGUGUAUUUUGCAGAAUGACGAUGCUUACAAGAUAGUGUCUGGUGCCAUUAUUCUGUUUUAAAGACAUUAAUGAAUGAAACAAAAAUCAUGAAAAAGUAGGAUCUUCAACAGUACUGAUUUUGAAUGUUUUUGAAGCAGAGUGUAACUCUGGAUUAAACUUGUGAGUGCCUCGCAUGAAAACGCGAGGUCAGUAAUACUGGUCGUAUGAAGUAGCCCAUGACGACAUCAAAAUAAUUGAUUGUAAAUAGGACUGAUUUGUUGUUGAAUAUAAUUCAAAGGGCACCAAUGUCAUGACUUUUCACAAAAAAUUGAUACGAUUUCUGUCGACAAACUUUCUAUGGAAGCGUUGUGAUCCAGAUGAGAAGGCCAUAGACUGUCAUGUUAGUAUUGAUUCGUGAAUUGCAUUCGUGGUUGAAGCAAAUUAAAAAUCACAGUAGAAACUGUCUAAAUGUUAAAGUUACAUCUUAAUGAUAGUUAUUUGAC